CGACGUCACUGGCUCAGGUCCAUGCUAGAGGCGGGUUAGAAGAUUCUGGAAGAGCCUCGAGAAGGUCUGCGCUGAACUGCCCGAAACACUGUCUUCAUAUAAGGUUGGGAACUAGUUAUUCGUUAAAGACAAAGAUGGUAAAAGAAAUGGGCUUCUAUAACACAUUGGGUGUGAAACCUAAUGCUACUCCUGACGAACUGAAAAGGGCCUAUCGCAAACUAGCUUUGAAAUAUCACCCCGACAAAAACCCUACAGAGGGAGAGAAGUUCAAGCAGAUCUCACAGGCAUAUGAGGUGUUGUCAGAUGCCAAGAAGAGAGACCUUUAUGACCGUGGAGGUGAAAAGGCUAUAAAGGAAGGAGGGACUGGUGGUGGCGGCGGUGGCUGUGCAUCGCCAAUGGACAUCUUUGACUUGUUUUUUGGUGGGGGCAGUCGGAUGCACAGAGAGCGAAAAGGCAAGAACAUUGUUCAUCAGAUUUCAGUGACACUGGAAGAUCUUUAUAACGGGGCUACAAGGAAACUUGCUCUCCAGAAGAAUACCAUUUGUGAGAGAUGUGAAGGUCGUGGGAGUCGGAAAGGAGCCGCACAGGUGUGCAUGACUUGCCAUGGUACGGGCAUGCAGGUUCACAUGCACCAACUGUUACCAGGUAUGGUCCAGCAAGUGUCCACAGUGUGCCACAGCUGUCAGGGCCAAGGACAGCGAAUCAGCCACAAGGACCGCUGCAAAGCAUGUGGGGGUCGAAAGAUCCUGCGGCAGAAGAAGAUUUUGGAGGUCCACAUUGACAAAGGAAUGAGAGAUGGCCAGAAGAUCGUUUUCCAUGGAGAGGGAGACCAGGAGCCAGGAAUUGAACCAGGGGAUAUCAUUAUUGUCUUGGACCAGCGAGAGCAUCCACAAUUCACCAGGAAAGGAGAGGACCUGAUCAUGUCAAUGGAGCUGCAGCUGGUUGAGGCUUUGUGUGGUUUCAAGAAGCCUGUUCAGACACUGGACAACAGAACUCUCCUCAUCACCUCAAGUCCAGGGACAUUGAUCAAACCUGGAGACACGAAGUGCGUCUUAAAUGAGGGGAUGCCCAUGCAUCGCAGACCAUUUGAGAAGGGACGCCUUAUUAUUAAUUUCUCGGUGGUGUUCCCACAAGCCAAUUUCCUGCCCAAUCCGAAGCUGAAGGAGCUGGAGCGCUACCUCCCCGAAAAGCUGGAUGCAGAACAGCCGGACAGUAUGGACGAUGACCUCUACAUCUACGCCGACCUGGAGGACUGUGACUUGGAGAACAGAAAAAGACGCAACCAUCAGUACUACUACAUGGAUGAAGACGACUGCACUGGAGGUGUUCAGUGCCAGACAUCUUAAAUAACAACUGGCCUGUUCUUAUGCCACAAGCCCGCACCCUCAUCUCUAAAGCAAGGCACCUUUUGGGAUUUUUUUUGUGCACUUUUUAUUUAAUUACUUCUCUUAAAAAUCGUAACUGUUUACUUGUUGAAGUUUUCUUUCAGGCUGAUGCAUAAACCUCAUGAUUUAUUACAAUACUUUUUGGAUGGAGUAGAGUAUCUUACAGUCACAGGACUACACUCGGAUCUGGGUGAACAGGAUUCCUUGUCAUCUCUGGGACGUUUUUUUUUUUUUUUUUCCUUUUUUUUUUUCCCCAGUCACACUGUGAUUAGAGUCGAGGGCUGAUAUUACAGGGGCUUCAGAAGAAAGAAAAACUUCUUUGUUUAAACAAAGACUGCCAGCUUGUCAUGCAGUUACACUAAAGCGGAUGCCAAUACUAAUAUGAAAAUAACCUUUUUUAUAGUGUUACUAAAUCAGUUGUUGUGAACCACUCGUUGAUGACUUGUUCAAUCUUGUGUGUGUGUGUGUGUGUGUGUGUGUGUGUGUGUGUGUGUGUGUGUGUGGUGAAGACUCAAUCUUCAGACGGUGGCGGAGAGGGAUGUGCAUGGAGACUUGAGUUCAAACUUUUGUGCUGUUUUACCCUUUCAAGGGCUAUUUUCUAGACAUUUGUAAACAAUCUUAAAAAUGUGACAAGAAGAUACAAGUUGGGUGUAAAGGUGAUGAUGAUUCAGGCUUCGCAGUAUGUAGGUUCAGGCCACUCAAUUCUGCAUUAUUCCAACUGAUAUUUAAAUUCUGUUUGUACUUUCGAGCUGCAAUCAUUCGUCUGUGGCGAUGCGGCACAUUUGUUUUUGUUUUGGAAACCUUGUGUUGAAAGCGGAAAAUGUCAUGUGUAUAUACAACACUGUUUGAUAUGAGCCAAAUAUGUCUGCAGUUAAUGGCAGGGGCAGGUAUUCAGAAACAAAAUGUCAAAGAUGAGUAAGUCACUUUAUUUUUUCAAACAAUUAACAGAUUUGGGAGGGUUUCCGAGCACUGAAGCUAAGAAGGCAUAUUUUAACGUGAUUCUAUAUUCCAUAUUUUAUGUGCUUAAAGUUGCCUGAUAACUCUGUAAACCUUCUUCUUGUAACAGGCCCAUAAUGCCUUAAUGGCAAACGUUUUCCCUCUCUUUAAACAGUGCCAAGUGGCACCCAAGUUGUACAAAGAAGAAUGGCUAAUGUCUUGGUUUGUUUAGAAGUUGAGUGUUCUUGAGAUUAUUUCGGGUGUACGAUUUUUUUAAUCAUUAGAAAAUGAAGAGUUCAGUUAUGUAAAUUUGGAAUUUCCAUGACAAAUUUUAAUCAUACUAGCAAUUUAAAGUAGUUGAUGGCUUUUUGCUCCUGUUGGCCCACAAGCUAUUAUGUGUGUCUUUUGUCAUAUUUCUAGUCCGAAUUUUAAAUGCCAAAUGGGUCGGUGGGAGGUUAUGGAGGGACUUAAAAUCGGCACAUCUGAUACCUCAUUGAAGUGUCUGCCUGUUUCAAAGCCUUAUCAUAACUUAACUUGAAGCUACAUGAUAAUGCAGGUUUUGUUUUUUUUUCUUUCAGUGGUGACUUUGCCUUGGAUAUUGUAAACACACAACUAUGCUCACCAGAAGGGAGAUUAAUUAAAUUGUUUCACAAUUGUUCUUGAAACAGAUGCAAAUUUAUACGAGUACUCAUAAUGUCAGGGGAACUCUGCUUAAUUGUCAUCAUGUUCUUAAAUUUGACUGUAUGCGUGUUAGGACCAAUGAUCUACUUGUUUAUGCUCAUGUUUUCUAAUUAAAUUCAGUUUAAUGGUCUCUCUGGA
Messenger RNA from Dicentrarchus labrax (European seabass), 3140 nucleotides. It is a transcript of the gene dnaja1, whose product is annotated as DnaJ heat shock protein family (Hsp40) member A1. The record is from RefSeq and is a predicted model, not a curated record. The transcript has 9 exons. NCBI's taxonomy places the organism in Eukaryota, Metazoa, Chordata, Actinopteri, Moronidae. Gene Ontology annotation, molecular function: ATP binding; Hsp70 protein binding. Bases 135 to 1346 code for a protein of 403 amino acids. Gene Ontology annotation, biological process: response to heat; protein refolding. Gene Ontology annotation, cellular component: cytosol; cytoplasm.